AUGAGUUUAUUCAAAGCUAUCAAUUACAAUUAUCGAGCUAUUAAUCUUUAUAUCAGAAUUAUCAAUCAAAUCUUAUCGAAAUUUUCAAUCACGCCAUCAAGCUUGAAAAAAGAAGAUAUUUUGUAUACAAGUGCUAUUCUAUUGGAAUUCUCUAUUAAUGAUGAUAAUGUCUAUCAACUUAAUUAUCUAACAAAUUUUCCAAAAGAAAAUGAAAUUGAUUACAUUAUUAUGAAUGAUCAAAUCGAAAAAUUCAGAGAAUUUGUUACUGAAAGAUCAUUGGAUGACAUUCUUAUAAGAACCUCUGGAAUAAUUGGUCUUGAACUUAUUGAAGCUUGCUGUUAUUAUGGAUCUGUGAAUAUCUUUAAUUUCCUGAUUUCUAAUUUAAAUCAGGAAAUCACAAAUGAAUGCCUUGAAUAUUCAUUUGCUGGUGGAAAUACUGAUAUAAUCAAUGAAUGUCUGAAAUAUAAUAAAAUUGAUAGUGGAUGCUUUCGAUACAUUGUUGGAUCUCAUAAUAAUAAAUUCUUGGAAUUCAUCUUUGAAAGAGAUUUAUUUGAAGAGGAAUUUCUUGAUAUUAAUGUCAUUAUUGAAUCACAAAACUUGAAAGCAGUUUUUCUUCUUUAUAAAAAAGAUAAAAGAUUAAUAAUGCCAUGGCGUGCUGCAUUUCCACAGACAUUCGAUAUUAUCAAAAACGAACUUCUCCCAUCAAAUAGAACAUCCCCUUUUUUCAAAUGA
Trichomonas vaginalis G3 is the source of this 732-nucleotide messenger RNA. RefSeq names its product spectrin binding. The transcript has a single exon. Bases 1 to 732 code for a protein of 243 amino acids. The record is from RefSeq and is a predicted model, not a curated record. NCBI's taxonomy places the organism in Eukaryota, Parabasalia, Trichomonadida, Trichomonadidae.